Brassica rapa (field mustard) is the source of this 1462-nucleotide messenger RNA. RefSeq names its product probable E3 ubiquitin-protein ligase RHC1A. Gene Ontology annotation, biological process: protein ubiquitination. Gene Ontology annotation, cellular component: cytoplasm. NCBI's taxonomy places the organism in Eukaryota, Viridiplantae, Streptophyta, Magnoliopsida, Brassicales, Brassicaceae. Gene Ontology annotation, molecular function: ubiquitin protein ligase activity. The record is from RefSeq and is a predicted model, not a curated record.
ACUUAAUAUUAGUGGAGAAGUUAAGAGGUGGGGUCAAACAGCGAGAGUUUUCAGUGCGUUAAUUACACAGAAACGAAAGAGAUUCUUCUAGACUCGUUCCUCUACUCUACUACGUCUUCGUCUUCUUCUUCCCCCAAAUCCUCUCUCUAGGGUUUCUCAUCUGUCUUCCAGAUCCUCCAAUCUUUACUUCUUCCAGAUGACUAGGCUUAUAUCUGUAAAAUGAGCUAAACUUCUAAGGGGAUUCAAGAAGAGGAUUUAGUUGUUGUCAGUUGUGGUCUUGUUUUUGAGUGCGCAGAAGGGAACUUACAACAGUGAGAAUAUGUCAAGCGGUGGAAACACCCACUGGUGCCAUAGAUGCCAGCGUGCUGUCAGGCUACACGGACGAGACCCUGUAUGUUCUUAUUGUGGAGGAGGGUUUGUUGAGCUGCUUGAAAUCCCUCAAGCCAGCCCAUUUGAUAUGUUCAGAUCUCACAGGGACGUUGUGGAACGUGAUCCUACUUUCGAUCUCAUGGAUGCUUUGUCCGACUUUAUGAGGAACCGAGAAACCAGAGGAAGAUCCAUCAGCUCUGGUCCUGAGAACUUCCCUGGUCUGGCUCCUUUAUUGAUCUUUGGUGGUCAGGUUCCUUACAGACUAUCUGGAGUCGAAGCACUCUUCAAUGGCGGCUCACCAGGCAUCGGCAUCACACGUGGUAACAACACUGGUGACUAUUUCUUCGGUCCUGGUCUUGAAGAGCUCUUUGAGCAGCUUUCAGCUGGGACUACUACUCGCAGAGGACCACCACCUGCUCCUAGAUCUUCAAUAGAUGCAUUGCCUACCAUCAAGAUCGCUCAGAGGCAUCUUAGGUCUUCGGACUCCAACUGUGCUGUGUGUAAAGACGAAUUUGAAUUGGGAACAGAAGCGAAACAGAUGCCUUGUAACCACAUCUAUCAUUCUGACUGCAUUGUCCCGUGGCUGGUUCAGCAUAACUCAUGUCCGGUCUGUCGCCAAGAGCUACCAUCAGGUAGAGGAUCUUCGAGUAGUCAAAACAGAACCACCACCAGAAACAACAGAAGUAGUAGUAGUAGUAGUGGUAAUAGCCGUGAGAGCAGCAAUGAAAGAAGGAAUCCUUUCUCUUCCUUCUGGCCAUUUCGUUCGUCUGGUUCAACCUCAAACUCCACACAGAACCGUGGAGGGACAAGAAACUCGGAUGGAACCGAUGAGAAUCAUAACUACCAUCAGCAGCAACAGCAACAGUCACAUAUGGGUUAUGGUGGGUGGCCUUUUGAUUACUAAAGGUGAAGCUAAAGUAAAAAGACUUUGGUCUCACUAUGUGUUCUAUGCCUUGUGUGCCCUUGAGCUUUCUUCUCUUAUCUCUCUCUUAUUCUCUCUUAUCUUUUACUGUAGAUUUUCUGCGUCUGUGUAAAACCGUAUCAUCAUUUUCUAUAUGCUUUAUGUCAAUGUUAUUUGGGUGGGUUUGAUAUA